GCACCUCUUUCUGGUCAACUAAAGAAAGGUCAGUGUUAUUUUGGAACGGUUUGGCUACUGAUCGUUUGGAAGUCACUUUUCUUUUCCAUAGGUCCAGUUUCGGUAUCGUAUUUGAUGGUGGUGAGCGGGCCAGAGAGGCCAGAGCAAAGCACAGCAGACCAGAAGAGACCAGAGCAGACAGCGCAGGCCGGAGCAAGGCAGGGCAGACCAGAGCAGACCAGAGCCGAGAAGACAAAAGCCAAGAAGAUGAAGACGAGAGCGAACCAGAGCGGACCAGAAAGGCCAAUAAAAUCAUGGGGGUUUGGUUGCUGAUCAAUGGAAGCCUUUUUGGCUUUUUUCAAUAGGUCAAUUUGGGUACGGUUACAGUGUAAUUGAGCAGAUCCGACCGGGCCGGACCAGAACAGAACAGAAAGGUCAGUAAAUCAUGGAAUGGUUUGGUUACUGAUCAAAUGGAGGGUGUUUCUUGUCUCUUUUUCAGUAGGUCAAUUUAUGUAUCGCUAUUGACGUUGAGAGCAGAGCAGAUCCAAUCCAAUCCAAUCCUUCUCCUCCUCCUCCUUUGGUG
Messenger RNA from Radiomyces spectabilis, 562 nucleotides. RefSeq lists its product as uncharacterized. The transcript has a single exon. NCBI's taxonomy places the organism in Eukaryota, Fungi, Mucoromycota, Mucoromycetes, Mucorales, Radiomycetaceae. Bases 115 to 312 code for a protein of 65 amino acids. The record is from RefSeq and is a predicted model, not a curated record.